Messenger RNA from Plectropomus leopardus (leopard coralgrouper), 243 nucleotides. Lineage: Eukaryota; Metazoa; Chordata; Actinopteri; Perciformes; Serranidae. The record is from RefSeq and is a predicted model, not a curated record.
ACCUGCUGCCGGCCAAAAAUGGAGAGGAGCCCACCAUACAGUUUCUGCUGGAGAUCGUCGACAUCCUCACCAACUACGUAAAGAAGACCUUCGACCGCUCCACCAAGGUGCUGGACUUCCACCACCCCCACCAGCUGCUGGAGGGCAUGGAGGGCUUCAACCUGGAGCUGUCCGACCAGCCCGAGUCCCUGGAGCAGAUCCUGGUGGACUGCAGGGACACGCUCAAAUAUGGCGUCCGGACAG